AUGACUACUGACCUACCCCCACGUUUUUUUACUAAUGAUAAGGGUACAUUUGGUGAAUACACAGCGGCUGUUCGUUGGCCAAUUAUUGUACAAAAUGCAGUAGACGAUAUGAAGAAAGAAUUGAAAACAGUUGCUUCCGAUGAUCUGGAAAAGAUUAAACAAGGGACUACUAUUACCAACGAACUGGUUGAGUUUCGUCAAGAGAUCCUCGACCGUAAACCUCUACGUCCAUUUACACUAGAAGAAGCCGAGAUUGCGUCGGUACCAGGAUCCUAUAAUGAAUAUCUUAUAGCUCAUAAUGGCGUUACUUGGGAUAAGGUUGAAUGGUUAUUUUCUGAAAUCUAUUUAUAUAGAAGAGUUAACGUUUAUUUCAAAUGCCAACCACUCUGGAAAGAUUUCGAUAUUUUUGAUGGGUUGAAACAAUUCACCUUUAAGUCUUCAUUGCAUGGUGUUGUUGAAUUGGCUAUGAGAUAUAAGACUCUUUCUUCUCAAUUUGCUACCAUUUCUGAAGAUAAAGAAUUACUCGAAAUUCUAUUCAAAGAAUUUAUUGAAAUUUCAUUAUGGGGGAAUGCUACCGAUCUAUCAUUGUUAACUAAUGCUACCUUGGAAGACCUUAAGUCUGUCCAAGGUGCUAAAGUAAGGGCCGCCUCAGAAGCCAAGAUUGUUGUGAAUGAUACUGAGAAGGCCUGGAAGAAAUUAAUGACGUUGAGAGAUAGUGGCUGUAAAAAUGUUAGGGUUGAUUUUGUUUUAGACAAUUCUGGCUUUGAAUUAUAUGCCGACUUGAUGUUUGCUGCAUUCCUAUUGAAGACAAACUUGGCUCAAAAGAUUAAAUUACAUGGCAAGGACAUUCCAUAUAUGGUUAGUGAUGUAAUGCUAAAAGACUUCCAUAUUCUAUUGAAAGACUUGAAGGACAGAUCAUUUUUUCCUGUGGACUCAGAAUCUGAAGAAUCAAAGGCCUUUGACCAGUUUGCUGACGAUAUCUCAACUUUUUUUACUAAUAACCAAAUCGAAUUCGAGGCAGAUUCCUUCUGGACCACCGAUUUAGAUUAUUGGAACAUUGAUCCUAGUGAAAACAAGUACAAUGGUGCUAAGGUUUACAAGGAUUUAUUGAAAUCCAAUUUGGUGAUCUUUAAGGGUGAUUUGAAUUACAGAAAAUUGACUGGUGACAGAGCAUGGCCACGUACUACGGCCUGGAACGUUGCCAUUGGUCCUCUCGCCACAAACGGCAUCACCCUGUUAAGUUUAAGAACUUGCAAGGCUGAUGUUCAAGUAGCUUUACCAACUGGGCUCGACGAGGGGCUAACACAGUUAUGGGAAAAGGACCAUCCUGGUCAAGGAUCUUGGUGGUGUUGUAGUGGUAAAUGGGCCGUUAUCUGUUACGCAACCUCCAAUUAA
Messenger RNA from Naumovozyma castellii, 1395 nucleotides. Its product is annotated as putative methyltransferase. Bases 1 to 1395 code for a protein of 464 amino acids. The transcript has a single exon. The record is from RefSeq and is a predicted model, not a curated record. NCBI's taxonomy places the organism in Eukaryota, Fungi, Ascomycota, Saccharomycetes, Saccharomycetales, Saccharomycetaceae.